This is a messenger RNA of Pollicipes pollicipes, 1461 nucleotides long. RefSeq names its product putative inactive carboxylesterase 4. The transcript has 2 exons. NCBI's taxonomy places the organism in Eukaryota, Metazoa, Arthropoda, Thecostraca, Pollicipedomorpha, Pollicipedidae. Bases 1 to 1461 code for a protein of 486 amino acids. The record is from RefSeq and is a predicted model, not a curated record.
AUGGCCGUCCUGCUACGGAGCGCGCCGGCGGUGCUGCUGAGUCUGACGCUGCUGCUGACCGCAGCGGCCGGCUACCCCGACGUGCAGUCCCGCCCGCUGGUCGCCACGCGAGAGGGCAUCGUCAGGGGCGUGGCGCGGCGCAGUGCCGCCGGCGGCCUCUUCUUCGGCUUCAAGGGGAUCCCGUACGCGCGCGCGCCGCUCGGGCCACUCCGCUUUCAGCCGCCGCAACGCCACCCGGGCUGGGCGGACGUGCUGGACGGCCUCAAGCACGGCAGCACAUGUCUGCAGUACAACGCCUUUAAGAACAACAGUCUGGAGGGCGACGAGGACUGCUUGUUCGCCAACGUGUACACGCCGCAGCUGCCGGCGCUGGAGAGAGCCGUUGGCGGUUUGCCAGUCAUGGUCUUCAUCCACGGCGGUGGCUUCACGAUGGGCAGCGGAGACGAGGAGAUAUACGGACCGAACUAUUUCAUGGACGAGGCUGUGGUGCUGGUGACCUUCAACUACCGACUGGGACUGUUCGGAUUCUUCACGGCACACGAUAAGAGCGCUCCCGGCAACUACGGUCUGCUGGACCAGGUGAUGCUGCUGCAGUGGGUCCGGGAUAAUAUCGCCAGAUUCGGCGGAGACCCUGCUGUGGUGACCGUUUUCGGCACGUCAGCGGGAGGGGCCAGUGUCUCGCUUUUGGUGCUGAGCCCCCUGGCGAAAGGCCUGUUCCACCACGCCAUCAGCCAGUCAGGUACGGCAUUGGCAAACUUUGCAGCAGGUGGCAAGGCGAAGGAUUUCACUCAGAAGUUUGCAGAGCUGCUCAACUGCUCUGCCGACGAUGUUUCCAUCAUGGUUGAAUGCGUAAGGAACGCCCCCUCCGAGGAUCUCAUGGAGGCCAAAAAGAAAGUAAGCCUGCAGGAGGCGCUUUUUCAUCCACGGGUGGACAACGAAUCGGAAUCGCCGCUGCUGCCGAAGGAUCCGCGUUAUAUCAUCAAGAAUGGGGAAUUCAACCUGGUUCCAUGGAUGAACGGCAUUGCGGAAGAGGAAGGAGCACUAGGACCUGGUCGCCUCUCCGCCGCCGAGCUGUUUGGAAUUGAUGCACCGUACAUGGGUCCCUCGCACAUCGAUGACUUGGUGUAUCUGUUCAGCAACGCAAAGCAGGCAGCGUACCCGGCCGACUCGCCGACCUACACCAUGAUCCGCUUCAUGGUGAGCCUGUGGACGAGCUUCGCUCGCACCGGUCGGCCCAGCUCAACCGUCCUGCCGACGCCCGACUGGCCCGUCUUCACCGAGCACAGCCAGCGCCAUAUGCGGCUCAAUGCGGAGCCCUCAGUCGAGGAGCGGCUGUUCGAGGAGCGCGUGCGCCUCUGGCAGGGCGUCCGCAUGAACGAGGCCUGGCGGCACGAAGUGCAGACCAGCUGUCCGCUGGCCGGGGCUGAGUACGAAGCGCGCAGGCGGCGCUCGGCCCCCUGA